Molecule: messenger RNA, 5831 nt
Organism: Corythoichthys intestinalis (scribbled pipefish)
Lineage: Eukaryota; Metazoa; Chordata; Actinopteri; Syngnathiformes; Syngnathidae
Gene: lonrf4
Product: LON peptidase N-terminal domain and ring finger 4
Exons: 12
Coding region: 492-2279 (595 amino acids)
Molecular function (GO): ubiquitin protein ligase activity; metal ion binding; protein binding
Source: RefSeq, a predicted model, not a curated record
GUCUUUAUUUAUGUAACGUAAUGGUGUAACACACUAACCUGGAAUCGUGCCCGUAUGCGGAGUGCCUAGCAAAAGGGGAUUAUCGGCACCCACGAGAAUAUUUCACAUAUUCCGGCUCGGUUCAUGGACUUGUUGGUUGCCUUUGGAUCGUGGGAGAAGCGGCGCACUCAACAAUAGCAGAGUUUUGUCUUUACCUGAUGGAGAAGGAAACGCGUCACGGUUGCCAAAUACUCUAAAAUUAUAUUAAUGUCGACAGGUUAGCUAGAACGACUUCAUCAGAUAGGCGAAGACAAUGAGUGGAAUAGGCAUUAACAGUGGCUAAUUUGAGCACAUUUGAGCGAAUGGGUUCAUGUGGGGACGAGUUCACUUCUGCCGUGUGACACUAAUGCUAAAUGACGCACACUCGAAGAGCAGAGUCUUCCCGUGUGCUUGGAUUGUAGGCGAAGAGAAAUAAUUGCCACUGAAUACUGUGCUGAAACAAUACCACUUCCAUGGAGCUGCUCGAGUGCCGACUUUGCCUCUUUCCCAUGUGGGAACCGGUGACCAUACCUUGCGGUCACACAUUCUGCAGGAGGUGCGCAGUGACGUACCUCCCGUCUAAAUGUCCGACCUGCAAAGAGAGGUUAAAACAGAGGGAAAUGAGGAACGGGAAAAACAACGUUCUACUCAUCCGUGUCAUUGAGAAAUGCUGGCCCGAGGAUGCAAAGAUUAAGCGGCACUUGCAGGAGAAGCUACGAGCCAAGCAAUACCAGGAGGCUUUGCGCGUUGCCAACGACGGAAUACACCAAGUCCCCGAAGACCCAAGUCUGAAGUUAUACAGAGCUGAAGCGAACUGUGGCCUGCUGCGUUUCUCUGAUGCUCUAGCGGACCUUGAUUACCUUUGCUGUCUUAGGCCAUUAUGGAUUGAGGGCUUUUUUCGAAAAGGGAACAUACUACUGGAAAUGGCUCAGCAAACAGAAUCCCUCAUCCAGUUUCAUCAUUGCCUAAAACUUCAAGCUGACUUUGUUCCUGCUAAGAAUCAGAUUAAGAAGAUUUUGGAAGCAGAAGGCAUCUCGGUGCCAGAGGACGUAUCCUGCAUUAUCCAGGUGUUAGCUGAGUACUUAAAAACUUCCUACCCCGUUAAAAGCCUCAGUGGCACCCUGGUAACACACCCUGAGGACCUCAAACAUCCAUAUGGGGACGCAAUGGGCAAAGAUAGGAGAGACGCACACCAGGUGCGCGCUUCAGAUGGGACCUCAAAAGCGAAGCACGACAAUAGCACAGAGUGUUGCCUGAGCCUCUGCCAAGCUGUUUCUUUCCUGCCUGCUAGUGAAGAUGAUGAGGAUAUGACAAGAAAGGAGGAUGUGAAUGGCAGCGGUGCCAGGGAUAAAACUCUGAGUGUACUCAGUGUGUCAGACUUUGAGUGCCCGCUCUGCAUCAGGUUGUUUCAUGAGCCAGUUACCACUCCAUGUGGUCACACUUUCUGCAAAAACUGCAUCGAGAGGAGUCUGGACCACAACCUCCGUUGUCCACUCUGUAAGCAGCCACUACAAGAGUACUUGAAAAAUAGGAAGUAUAACAUCACUGUUGUAGUUCUGGAUAUCAUGGACUGCCUUUUCCCUGCACAGUUGGCGGAAAGGAAACAAAUCCAUGAUGCUGAAAUGGCUGAGCUUUCAAACCUCACUAAGGACAUCCCUAUAUUUGUUUGCACUGUGGCCUACCCAGGUGUGCCGUGCCCACUGCAUAUCUUUGAACCUCGAUACAGACUGAUGAUGCGUCGCUGUAUGGAGACAGGAACAAAGAAGUUUGGCAUGUGUAGUUAUGAACAUGGAAAAGGAUUUGCAGACUAUGGCUGUAUGCUGGAGAUCCUUAGCCUGGAGCUGCUACCUGAUGGCCGGUCUUAUGUGGACAGUGUGGGUAGCAGCAGGUUCAGAGUCUUAAAAAGAGGCUUAAGAGAUGGGUACCACACUGCAGAUAUUGAGUAUCUGGAGGAUAACAAGGUUGAAGGAAGUGAAUUGGAACUCCUGCAGCGUCUGCAUGACAGUGUCUAUCAACAGGCUCAGGACUGGUAUCAACGCCUCGGCAGCCGCAUGAGAGAACAGAUAAACAGGCAAUAUGGUAUCAUGCCUAGUAUUGAGGAGAACAUUCAGGCCUCAUCAAACGGUCCAGCUUGGUGCUGGUGGCUGCUCUCUGUCCUCCAGCUGGACCCUUCCUAUCAAACCACGGUCCUCUCCCUCUCCUCGCUAAAAGACCGUCUUGGUCAUCUACGCCUCAUUCUUGAGUACUUCUCUCAAAGCUAAACGCAGUAUAAUCGUGGGAUUACUGAUUUCAAAGGCUGGGACUCUUUACGUACGUAAAGACUAUUUCAGUGAGUUGAAGAACUUCUGAGCUCACAUAUGUCACAUUUUUGGGGCUAAACUAAACUGAAAUGCAAAAGAGGAUUGUUAAUGUCAUAAGGCCAAAUCAUACGGUCAAAACAAAUAAUUUUAUAGGUAAGAAAACCUGAGGAAGUUGUGUAAAGUUUGGUUUGAUAGCUUGAUAAUAGCAUAUAUCCUUAAGGGAAAAAAAACUCAUACGAAAGUCUCUCAACACACAUAUGCAAGCUUUCAGUGUCCUUCACCCCUUUUCUUGUGUAAUUUCUAGCUAAAACUUGUAAAUGAAAAUUAUCUUUAAAAGUCACUUAAAAUUUACCCAUGUGUGAAACAUUUGGGUCUCAGGUUGUACACAGAAGGAGUAGACAACAGUACAAUUAUCUGGGUUAAAAAAAUAAAUGUUGUUGUUUUCACACAUCCCUUUAUAAGCAGAUCAGGAUGUUCCAAUAUCAUGUAUAGCUUUUAAAAAGGAUUACUGAAAUAACAGUGAAAAUCAGUUAUACAGGUAUAAGGAGUAAUUUCUCCUGGACUAUGCAAAUUUAGAUUUACAAGAAAAGCAUAUUCAUUGCUUAUUAUUAUUUUGGCUUUACCGACUCAUUGUCCUAUUCUCAUGUUUACCUCAUGCUAAUAUUCUUUGGCCAUAUGAGAGCCAUUUGGUAUGGCUCAUUUUAUAUACUUUUGAAUCGUGACUUUAUCCAUGUUUUGUAUUUUGUGAUUGUUGCAAUAAUAUGUUAGUGUCGUGUGUACUUGCACCUACUUGAAGGCGAUGUCCUUAUACAGUAAAUGUAUGCCAACAAUAUUUUUGCUAACUGAUAUUGUUGGUCACUUUGUGGUAGACAAGAUAUUGUUUCAACAGCUGAAUUUGAUAGUCAAGUACAGGCAUCGUUGAAUGUGUUCUGGGUUGGGAAUUAUUUUUCCUGAAAACAUUUUUGUUUUCUUUUUUCUGUUGUGUGGCCUCAUUCAAGGUCAACCUAACAGCUCCAUCAAGGGGCAUUCAGACUUAUAAACCAGUUCAAUUGCUGAAUUGCUAAAUUUGAUCUACUGCAUCUGGCCCAAACCGUGUCACAGCAGGUUUGUAGGGGGCCCUCUGCCUGCCGUCAUUCAUAUUGCUUGGAGUGCCUUGGUUGUGAAAAAUAUCUGCAAAUCUUACACAGCACAAUUUCUACAUCACAUUAAAAUGACAACAUACAGUCUUUCUGGCAUCAUUUUAUAUGGAUUAAGUGCUACAUUCCAUUGAUUGCCAAAGCUGCAUGGUAAACAUUGUUAAUUCACAACAUGCUUAACUUGGUGUAACUAUACAGUACUUUUUUUUUGUUUUUUGAUUUUUUUUAUUAUAAACCUGAAAUGUGCCAUGCAUUGUGUGAUUUGUAGAAAUACUGGUUCUAAGUGUAUGUUUUGUAAUAUUAAAGUUUGAAUUAAGAUUAAAUUAAAAUGAAACUUUCCAAUACUGACUUUUGUAUGGUGAAUCACACUUGCAGGUUCACUUUGUACAUUGCAAUACUUUAGCAUGUCUAACUUUUUAAUAAUUUGACUAAAAGAGCAACACAUGACUUCAUCCACUCUAAUGCAACUUUAUCAAACUUUAUUUAUUUAUUUAUUUAUUUUUGCUGGGCUGGAAAGAUGUACCACUUAUUUACGCGGGUUUUAUGACACUGAUCUUGUUACCGCAAAACCAGUAAUGGAAAUCACUGUUUGGGGGCUUUAUCCAUAGGCGGCGUUUGACUUAAAGGCAUGUUGAUGACCCCAAGACGCAGUGUCAGCAAUAAAAUUAACAUACAAGAAUAUUCAUAAUAAUAACUUUAAAAUGAGCGUUUUUUUGUUUCCCAUCAUUUUUGAGGGGAAUUCUAAACCAGGCUGCUUAGGAUAGCAAUACUUUUCGCCAAGAUCGUCAUCCAUUGAAUAUGGUACGCCCGCCUGUGUCGUGCCAAUGUAGUCACCCCAGUCAAAAAUUGUAUCCCCUGGACAGAGCCAUAUGGAAGUAGAUUUGUUUCUUCAUUAUUCAAUCAAAAAUGUGUUUGAAUGCAAAAAUAAAUUUGAAAAUCAAAAAAAUUUGAAAGGUAUUUUUCUUUGAAUUAUUUUUUUUUUGAUUGAAGUCACUUUUUUUUUUUUUUUUUUUUUGCGUUUGGGUCACAUUUUGUCUAGGACAUUUGUGUCAUAAUUAUUCCAUCAAAAAGUUGCUUCAAACAAACAAAAAAUUUCAAACGAAAAAUCACUUAAAUAAAAAAAAAGAACAAUUUCAAUCAAAAAAAGUUUUUGAAUGCGAAAAAAAUAUUUGAGACUCAAAUAUUUGCAUUCAAACACUUCAUUUUUCAUUGAUUAUAGCAAUCCCUUUUCUGUUUGGGCCAUAUUAUGGGUAAGACAUUUGUGUCUAAAUCAUUUAAUCCCCCAAAAAGUUGUUUCAAUUAAAAACAAACAAACAAACAAACAUUUUCAAACAAAGAAAACAAUCAUUUGAAAAAAAAAUUGCCCUUCCCUAAUUUAAAAAAAAAAAAAAAAUAUGCAAAGCAAAUGACCGUCUAAGGUGCUAGUCACAUGAUCUGUUCGAAAAAUAAUUUUGACCGAUUAUAAAAAUAUCUUUUGUUCAUUUCAUUAUUUUUGUUGCUUGUUUUACUGCUUUACAACUUUUAUAUAUACAUAGGAACGUCAAUUACGUGCAAUGACACUUUUCGGCCACCAGAGGGGGUCUGGCCCCCCUUAAACUCCGCUGAUGGCUUUAUCUGGAAACACAGAUGUGUGAUGUUUGUAUUUUUGCCCACCAAAUGACUCAGGUGUACCUAAUUAUAUAGUAGAUCUAAAAUAGAUCUUGAUCUCAUAUAACUCAUAUGUACAUACUGUGCUAUCAGAUUUCAUUGCAACUGAAGAGCACCACUUUCUACUGUAGGAUAUUGUAAGGUCAGCUAUUGUACAUGCAGUACUGAAGCCUAAAGGUGACUAUAGGAUGAUUAACAUGUGGUACUAUAAUUUAUUAGAGCAUUUGGUUUAGGACAUAAAAUGGAAGGUGGAUUUGUUAUCCAGUCAGUUUUGUUGUCUAUGUGUUGGUUUGUUGUGUUAAAUGCAUCCAUACUCAUAGAUUUCAAGUGAAGCAUUACACUGCAAUUAAAACUCCUCCUUUUUUUUUUUUUUUUACCUUAACAGGCCAACCAUUAACUCUUGUGUAAAUGAACUACGAAUUUGUAAAAGUCCCAAAAACCUCUAAACAAAAAUGAAUUCUCCUAAAUCUCCUCUCCAAUCACUGACAAAAUAAAUAUUCCAUACCUUUUUAAGGAAAGGCACUUUGAUGAUUGCUAUUGAGGAAUUUACUGCUAUGAAUUCUGGUCUAUUGGUCAGUGGGCCUUCUGAAGACAUGAGUUCCUCAUGUUUGUACACGUCAAAACUGCCAAGCAGAUUUUUUUCCAGUAAUGUCUGAUUUGGAAAAGACGUUUUCAUAAAACAAUAUGUGUAAUAUUCCAUUUCUAACCUUUUCGAUGUUAAAUAAAGUGU